This is a messenger RNA of Aureobasidium subglaciale EXF-2481, 1056 nucleotides long. RefSeq lists its product as uncharacterized. The record is from RefSeq and is a predicted model, not a curated record. Bases 1 to 1056 code for a protein of 351 amino acids. Gene Ontology annotation, molecular function: 3'(2'),5'-bisphosphate nucleotidase activity. The transcript has a single exon. Lineage: Eukaryota; Fungi; Ascomycota; Dothideomycetes; Dothideales; Saccotheciaceae. Gene Ontology annotation, biological process: sulfate assimilation.
AUGGCUGCACCCUACGAGCAUGAACGCCUGAUCGCCGAACUGGCAGUGCAGAGGGCCUCCCUCCUGACCAAACGAAUCCUCGCCGACAUCGACAAAGGCGCCUUGGAUAAAAGCGACCGCACUCCCGUCACUGUCGGCGACUUUGGCGCUCAGGCUCUGAUGAUCGGUGCCAUACACCACAACUUUCCCGAAGACUCCUUUAUCGGUGAAGAGACGGCCACCGCCCUACGCGAGAAUCCGCAACUACAAGCCCGUGUCUGGGACCUGGUCUCCACCACACAUCUGCAACAUGAAGAGUCGGAUAAACAAUUGGGGAGCAUUGCCUCGGCAGAAGACAUGAUGGACACGAUUGAUCUGGGCAAUCACCCUGGAGGCCGCAAAGGCCGCAUCUGGAUUCUGGACCCCAUCGAUGGCACCGCUACCUUUAUGCGCAACCAGCAAUACGCCGUCUGCUUGGCCUUGAUUGUCGAUGGGGAGCAACAGGUGGGUGUCAUCGGAUGCCCUAAUCUGGACAUCACCUCUGGCAAGAUCUCAGAGGAGAAUGCGGAUAAUUUGGGCAACGGGCAGAUGCUUUCUGCUAUCAAGGGCCAAGGUGCAUUCAUCAGACCCUUGAGCAAAGGGGCACUCCAACCAUCCAAGCCAAUAGAAAGACGCGAAGAUAUCUCCAGCGAUCCUACAACGCUCGAUUUUGUGGAGUCAGGAAACAGCAAAUCUGUCGACCUGGACUUCCAUCGCAAAGUAGCCGAGAAGCUGGGCGCCCCAUGGCCUGGUACCGACAUGUGGUCAUCGCAAAUGCGAUACAUUGCCAUGGCCGUUGGUGGAGGCGACGUCAUGCUGCGCUUCUACAGCAAGAAAGGUCACAAGUCUUACGUCUGGGACCAUGCAGGUGGCUUCCUGAUCUUCGAAGAGUCGGGCGGCAAGGUCACUGAUCUGGAUGGCAAGCCCAUUGAUUUUGGCGCUGGAAGAAGGUUCGAGAACAACAGUGAGAUGGUUGCCGCUCCCGGAAAAGCACAACCGCGUAUGCUGCAACUCGUCAAUGAAAUGCUGCACGCUUGA